Molecule: messenger RNA, 6653 nt
Organism: Populus euphratica (Euphrates poplar)
Lineage: Eukaryota; Viridiplantae; Streptophyta; Magnoliopsida; Malpighiales; Salicaceae
Gene: NUA
Product: nuclear pore anchor
Exons: 49
Coding region: 207-6473 (2088 amino acids)
Biological process (GO): mRNA export from nucleus; protein import into nucleus
Cellular component (GO): nuclear pore
Molecular function (GO): structural constituent of nuclear pore
Source: RefSeq, a predicted model, not a curated record
GCGUAGUAUGUAGAGAGAGACCAAGACGCUACAUUACAUAGGGCUUUCUUUUCUUCCUCAACGAUCGAUUCCCUUCCCUUCCACUCCCAUUUUCCACUCUCUUCAUACACAUUUGAAUCAAUACCCUUCCACCCCCCCACUCUCUAUCCACAAAAUCAUAAAAAAAUCGAAUAAAGUGCGUUUCUGUUUUCAACUAGUGCAUAGCCAUGCACAUCUUCAUCACCGACGAUGACCUCGCGCGGCACUCAAACGACGCGUCGUAUGUGGCCGCGAAGGCCGACGAGUUCAUCAGAGGAUUACAGAGCGAACUCGAAAAUGUGAGGGCUGCGGCCGAUGCGGCGUCGAUCACCGCGGAACAAACCUGUUCGCUUCUCGAACAGAAGUUCUUGGCUCUUUCUACCGAAUUCUCGAAGCUCGAGUCUCAAAACGCACAGCUUCAGUCCUCUCUCGAUGAUCGCCUCUCAGAACUUGCUCAGGCACAGGCACAGAAGCAUCAGCUUCACUUGCAAUCUAUUGGAAAGGAUGGGGAGAUAGAAAGGUUGACGAUGGAAGUUUCGGAAUUGCACAAGUCGAAGAGGCAGUUGAUGGAGUUAGUGGAGCAGAAGGAUUUGGAGAUUAGUGAGAAGAAUGCUACUUUCAAUGGUUAUCUUGACAAGAUUGUCAAUUUGACUGAUAGAGCAGCAAAUAGGGAGGCUCGAAUAAGCGAACUUGAGGCAGAGUUGGCCCGUUCUCAGGCUACUUGUACUCGUCUUUUGCAGGAGAAAGAACUUAUUGAGAGGCAUAAUGCAUGGCUAAAUGAUGAAUUGACUGCCAAAGCUGACACUCUCAUGGAGUUACGCCGAAGGCAUGCUGAUCUUGAGGAGGAUGUAUCUACCAAGCUUGCAGAUGCAGAGAGACGGUUCAAUGAAAGCUCUAGUUCAUCAAAGAGGAGCAUGGAAAGGGUGAAGGAGUUAGAACUGAAAUUGACAUCCGUGCAGGAGGAAUUAUGCUCCUCUAGAGAUGCUGCUGGAGCCAAUGAAGAGCGAUUGUCUGCUGAACUCUCAACUGUAAAUAAGCUUGUUGAAUUGUACAAAGAAAGCUCUGAGGAAUGGUCUCAAAAGGCAGGAGAGCUCGAGGGCGUGAUCAAAGCUCUAGAAACACAUUUGAGUCAAGUUGAAAAUGACUACAAAGAGAGAUUGGAGAAGGAAAUAUCUGCUCGAAAACAAUUAGAGAAGGAGGCGGGGGAUUUGAAAGACAAACUUGAAAGGUGCGAAGCUGAUAUUGAAAGUAGCCGGAAAACUAAUGAACUGAGUCUUCUUCCUCUCAACAGUUACACUACAGAAAGAUGGAUGGAUCCACUCAAUAAUGAUGAUCUUGCUGAUGGUAACGGCAUGGUUGUCUCCAAGAUCCCAGUUGGUGUUUCAGGAACUGCAUUAGCAGCUUCUCUGCUCCGUGAUGGUUGGAGUCUGGCUAAAAUGUAUGCAAAGUACCAAGAAGCGGUUGAUGCUCUUCGCCAUGAGCAAUUGGGAAGGAAGGAAUCUGAGGCAGUACUGCAACGGGUUUUGUGUGAACUAGAGGAGAAAGCAGGUGUAAUUUUGGAUGAAAGAGUUGAAUAUGAGAGAAUGGUAGAAUCAUACUCUGUCAUCAACCAAAAAUUGCAGCACUCAUUUUCUGAACAGGCAAACCUAGAGAAAACAAUCCAAGAAUUAAAGGCAGAUUUGAGGAGGCAUGAACGUGGUUACAGUUUGGCGCAAAAGGAAAUUGUCGAUCUUCAGAAACAGGUGACAGUUCUUCUAAAGGAAUGUCGUGAUAUACAACUUCGGUGUGGAUCUUCUGGGCAUGACCAAGUUGAUGAUAGUAAAGCCAUUGCUCCUGUUGGAAUGGAUAUGGAGUCUGAUCCUGAAAAUGCAAUCUUGGAACGCCUUACCUUCAAGGAUAUAAAUGGGUUAGUUGAGCAGAAUGUUCAGCUCAGGAGCCUUGUGCGUAAUCUUUCAGAUCAGAUUGAAGAUAAGGAGACGGCGUUCAAGGAGAAAAUUGAAAUGGAACUUAAAAAACACACUGAUGAAGCUGCCUGCAAAGUUGCUGCUGUGUUACAAAGAGCUGAAGAGCAGGGUCACAUGAUUGAAUCACUCCACACUUCUGUUGCAAUGUACAAAAGGUUGUAUGAAGAGGAACACAAACUUCGCUCAUCUUAUUCCCGCUCUUCAGAUGCAGCUCCAGUUGAAGAGGAUGGAAGAAGGAACCGUUUACUUCUGCUUGAAGAUUCUCAGGAAGCUACUAAGAAGGCCCAGGAAAAGGCUGCUGAGCGAUUAAGAUCUCUUGAGGAAGAUUUGGCGAAAUCUAAGAGUGAUAUUAUAUUACUACGAUCAGAACGUGACAAGAUGGCUCUAGAUGCUAAAUUUGCUAGAGAAAGACUUGAUAGUUUCAUGAAAGAAUUUGAACAUCAGAGAAAUGAAAUGAAUGGUGUUCUAUCAAGAAAUGUGGAGUUUUCACAGUUGAUAGUUGACCAUCAAAGAAAGUUGCGUGAAAGUUCAGAAAAUUUGGUUGCAUCUGAGGAACUUUCUCGGAAGUUAAAUAUGGAGGUGUCUGUUCUAAAGCUUGAAAAGGAGAUUUUGUCAAAUGCUGAAAAGAGAGCAUGUGAUGAAGUUCGUAGUUUGUCGGAGAGGGUUUAUCGCCUUCAGGCUACUUUGGACACUAUUCAGAGUGCCGAGGAGGCUCGUGAGGAAGCAAGAGCUGCUGAGAAGAGGAAACAAGAGGAGUAUGUAAAAAAAAUUGAGAGGGAAUGGACUGAGGCCAAGAAAGAGCUGCAACAGGAGCGGGACAAUGUUAGAUCUCUCACAUCUGACCGUGAACAGACGUUGAAGAAUGCCAUGAGGCAAAUUGAUGACAUGGGGAAGGAAUUGGCUAAUAUGUUGCAUGCUGUUUCUGCUGCUGAAACUAGGGCUGCUGUUGCUGAGACCAAACUCUCCGAGCUGGAGAAGAAGAUGAAAGUUUCGGAUGCUAAGGCUGCCAGUAUGGAUGACAGUGGCAUAUCUUCUUCUAUUUCAGCUACUGAGGUUGUUACGGAUUUGCUUAUGGCAAAGGAUGAGAUAAAAAAAUUAAAGGAGGAAGCUCGGGCUAGCAAGGAGCACAUGCUACAGUAUAAGAGUAUAGCACAGGUGAAUGAAACUGCUCUAAAGCAAAUGGAAGAUGCCCAUGAAAACUUCAAGAAAGAGUCAGAGAAGUUAAAGGAGUCACUAGAAAAUGAACUUCUUUCUCUGCGGGGGAGGAUCUCAGAACUCGACAGAGAAUUUAGUAAGAAGUCUGAAGAGGUGGCCUCUGCAGCUGUAGGAAAAGCUGAGGCUUUUGCUUCUGCUUUGGCAGAAAUUACCUGUUUGAAGGAAGAAAACUGUAGUAAAACCUCUCAAAUUGUAGUGUUGGAAUCUCAAAUUUCUGCUUUGAAAGAGGAUUUGGAAAAGGAGCAUGAACGUUGGCGUGCUGCUCAAGCCAAUUAUGAAAGACAGGUUAUUCUACAAUCAGAGACAAUUCAGGAGUUGACGAAGACAUCACAAGCUUUAUCCUUGCUACAACAAGAAGCAUCUGACCUUCGUAAAUUGGUGGAUACACAGAAAAGUGCAAAUGACGAGCUUAAGUCUAAGUGGGAGGUAGAGAAAUCAAUGAUUGAAGAAUCAAAAAAUCAAGCAGAGAAGAAAUAUGAUGAACUGAACGAACAGAACAAAUUGCUGCAUAGCCGGCUUGAGGCUAUUCACAUUCAAUUGGCUGAGAAGGAUCGAAAUGCUGCUGGAAUUUCUUCUGGAAGCAAUGCUUCAGGAUUAGGCAGCGAUGCUGGGUUGCAGAAUGUGGUUAACUAUCUUCGAAGGUCAAAGGAAAUAGCAGAAACAGAGAUUUCUUUGCUAAAACAGGAAAAGCUUCGACUGCAAUCACAACUUGAUGGUGCUCUGAAGGCUGCAGAAACUGCCCAGGCUUCCCUUCAUACUGAGCGUGCAAAUUCAAGGACACUAUUAUUCUCAGAGGAAGAGAUAAAAUCCCUUCAACUUCAGGUUAGAGAAUUGACCUUGCUUCGUGAAAGCAACAUGCAAUUGAGAGAGGAAAACAAGCACAACUUUGAGGAAUGCCAGAAAUUGCGUGAAGUAGCACAAAAUACUAAAGCACAGUCUGACAAGCUAGAAUCUCUAUUGAGGGAGAGACAAAUUGAGGUUGAAGCUUGUAAGAAGGAAAUUGAAAUGGACAAGGCGGAGAAAGAUCACUUGGAAAAGAGAAUGUCCGAGCUACUUGACAGAUGUAGAAAUAUUGAUGUGGAAGAUUACAAUAGGAUGAAGGAUGAUCUUCGACAGAUGGAGGAAAAAUUGAGAGAAAAGGAUGCUGAGAUGGAGGGAAUUAAGAAUCUUGUAUCCGAACAGCAGGAAAAAAUACUGAAAUUGGAGCAAGACCUUGCCAAGAGUGAAUCAGAAUUGAACCAAAGAGAGAGAAGGAUAAGUGACAUUUUGCAAACAGAGGCUAGUCUCAGAUCUGAGCUGGAGAAGCAGAAGAAGCUGUCUGUUCAGUGGAAGAAAAAAUCUGAAAUCUUAUCGAAGGAGAAGGAAGAAUUUAGCAAAGAAAAACAAGCACUCAUCAAACAGAUUGAGGACUUGAAACAAGGUAAAAGAUUGCUGGGAAAUGUUACUGGCGAGCAGGUCUUGAAGGAAAAGGAGGAAAAAGAACACAGAAUACAGAUUCUGGAGAAAACUGUCGAGAGGCUAAGAGAGGAGUUGAAAAGGGAGAAAGAGGAUCUUCGGACCGAGAAGUCAAAGCGUCAGAUUACAGAGAAGGCUGUUUUAGAUUCCUACAAAAAUGUUGAGCAGACGAAGACAAAGUUGGAGGAUAAACUUGAGUUGCAUAAGCAGGUUCUGAAGCGCAUAUCAGAUGAACUGGAAAAGCUUAAGCAUGCAGAAGGCAAUCUUCCAGAGGGCACCUCUGUGGUUCAGCUUCUUUCGGGGACCAUCUUGGAUGAUCUAGCUGCCACCUAUGUAUCAGCUAUUGAGAACUUUGAAAGGGUAGCACUUUCUGUUUCCUCUGAACUUGGAGCUGGUGUCCAAUCAGUGGAGAAUCCUUUGAUUCCAGAUGCUUCUGCCACUGUUACUCCUGGUCAGGCAGUUCCUUCUCAGGCUACCAUCGUUUCAUCAGUACCUCCUCAUGCUCACUUACCUACUAAAAUGGCUGAAGAGAAGGAGAGAAAAGUUCCUGUACCCAAACCCAAUGUUGAAACUCGCAAGACAGGGAGGAAGCUGGUAAGACCCCGGCUUGUUAGACCUGAAGAACCUCCAAGCGAUGUUGAGAUGUCAGAGGUGGAUGGAUCUACUAGCGUGGCAAAGCUUACACCAGCUAGCGAGUCUGAAACUCAACACAAUAUCACACCAUCUUCUCAGCCAAUAGCCCGCAAGCGCCUUGCUUCAUCUAGUUCUGACUUGAACGAGCAGUCCUUUAAUCAAGGAGAGACUAGCUCUGAUGUUCCACCACCUGUUUUGAAAAGACCGAAAGGUACUGAUUCCGUGCAAGAAGGUAGUGAAGGACAAGCUGCCACUCCAUCAGAGACACUGGUGACUCAUCCGGUGGUGGAAGAAUCAGCUGUCACUGAUUUGUCUCAAGGUGAAGAGGAAGCUGUUGCAGAAAAGGAAGAGGUUGAGACUUCCGGAGAGAAAGCAGAGCCUCCAAAAGAAUCUGAACAAUUAGAUGACACAACUCAAGUUGAACCAGAGAAUGAGACAAAUGAAGUUGCUGAAGAGAUUUUGGAUAAACCAAGUGAAAGUGGAAUGGAAAUUUAUGAUGGUUUGAAGGAUCAUGCUACUGCAGAAGACAACCAACAAUCACCUGUGGAGUUUGAAAAUGAGAGGGAAGAGGGGGAACUAGUUGCAGAAGUCGAGGAAGGCACUGAUAUGUCAAACAUGGCAGGGAGCCCGGAAACUGGGGAAGUUCUUCCUGACACUACUCCUGUGGCUUCACCAGCUAGGAUUGAUGAUGAAGCUAUGGUUCCUGUGGGAAUGGAGUCAGGUGAGAUUAAUUCUCCUGAGAUGAUCACUGAUGAGAAGAAUGAUGAGGGUGAUUUAGUUGAAGAAAUUGGUGAGGGUUCCGACAAGUCAAAUGAUGGUGGUGACCAGAUAGCUGUGGAGACUGAUCAGAGUCCUGAGGCUGCUUCAGUCGCUGGAGAGAGAACAACAGCUACUGCCAAUACAGAAAUGGAUGCAUCAAAACAAGCUAGUUCCAGUGGAGCAGAGGCAGAAGAGGUUAGACAGGUAUCACCUGCAAGUAACACCUCUACUGUUGUCAAUUUAGCAGAGCGAGCUAGGCAGAGGGCAAUGCUGAGACAGGGUGGAGGUGGAGGUGGAGCUCCUGCAGUACUUUCUUCUCCAAGCGCUAGAGGCCGUGGAAGAGUUCUACGUGGUCGAAUAGCACGUGGUGCACGUGGUGGGCGUGGUGGGCGAAGUGGACGAGGACAAACUCCUGGUCAACAGGGUUAAGAUCUUCCCCAUAUGGUUCUGUUAAACCCGUGAAUACAGCCUCUUUCUUUCUUUUUUCUGGGAAAUUGUUGAAGUCUCUGACUCUUCAUUAGAUCAAAGUAAACAGUCAAUCACAUUGCCCUAGGAAAAUUUUGAGUGAAUAGAAGGCAUGUCUUUCCUGGUCCCCUUGUUCAUUAUUGA